Messenger RNA from Lemur catta (Ring-tailed lemur), 7298 nucleotides. It is a transcript of the gene RAB3GAP2, whose product is annotated as RAB3 GTPase activating non-catalytic protein subunit 2. The coding region runs from base 179 to 4360 and encodes 1393 amino acids. The transcript is spliced from 35 exons. The record is from RefSeq and is a predicted model, not a curated record. Lineage: Eukaryota; Metazoa; Chordata; Mammalia; Primates; Lemuridae. Gene Ontology annotation, biological process: regulation of GTPase activity.
GGCCGGCCUGCGCUUGCGCAGUGCUCCGACAACUUCCCGAGUGCGCUGACAACUUCCGGUUUGGUUUCCCCGCCUCCUGCGAGGCUAAAGCUGUUGGGGCUCGUCUGUGGCCGCGGUGGGGUGGAGGGGGCAGGGCGUGGUGGGUCAGGUGAGUGCCGGAGCGGGGUUCCCUGGAGCCAUGGCCUGCUCCAUUGUCCAGUUCUGCUACUUCCAGGACCUCCAGGCCGCCCGGGACUUCCUCUUCCCUCACCUGCGGGAGGAGAACCCCAGCGGCGCCGUGCGGAGGGACCCCAGUAAAUCAACAAACUGGGAAGAUGAUGGUUGGGGAGCAUGGGAAGAAACAGAACCUCAAGAACCUGAGGAAGAAGGAAAUACUUGCAAAACACAAAAAACUUCCUGGCUCCAAGAUUGUGUUUUAUCCUUGUCUCCAACCAAUGAUCUUAUGGUCAUAGCUCGGGAGCAAAAAGCUGUAUUUCUAGUGCCAAAAUGGAAAUAUAGUGAUAAAGGAAAGGAAGAAAUGCAAUUUGCUGUUGGUUGGAGUGGUUCUUUAAAUGUUGAAGAAGGGGAAUGUGUAACUAGUGCUUUAUGUAUCCCACUAGCAAGUCAAAAGAGGAGUUCUACCGGACGUCCCGACUGGACCUGCAUUGUGGUGGGUUUUACUUCAGGUUAUGUACGCUUCUACACCGAGAAUGGUGUGCUCUUGCUUGCUCAGCUUUUGAAUGAGGAUGCAGUUCUUCAGCUUAAAUGCAGGACCUAUGAAAUCCCACGACAUCCUGGCGUGACUGAGCAGAAUGAAGAGUUGAGUAUCUUAUAUCCAGCUGCCAUUGUGACUAUCGAUGGAUUUAGCCUUUUUCAGUCUCUUCGUGCUUGUCGAAAUCAGGUAGCAAAAGCUGCAGCAUCAGGCAAUGAGAAUGUACAACCACCACCGUUAGCUUAUAAGAAAUGGGGUCUACAAGAUAUUGACACGAUUAUUGAUCAUGCUAGUGUCGGUAUUAUGACUCUGUCCCCCUUUGAUCAAAUGAAGACUGCUUCCAAUAUAGGUGGAUUUAAUGCAGCAAUUAAAAACAGUCCACCUGCCAUGUCUCAGUAUAUCACUGUAGGGUCCAAUCCAUUUACUGGCUUCUUCUAUGCUUUAGAGGGAAGCACACAACCAUUAUUAUCUCAUGUUGCACUAGCAGUUGCAAGUAAACUCACUUCUGCUUUAUUUAAUGCUGCCAGUGGUUGGCUUGGUUGGAAAAGUAAGCACGAAGAAGAAGCUGUUCAAAAGCAAAAGCCUAAGGUUGAACCAGCUACCCCAUUAGCUGUAAGAUUUGGACUCCCAGAUUCUAGACGCCAUGGUGAAAGCAUAUGUCUGUCUCCAUGUAACACGCUGGCAGCAGUAACAGAUGAUUUCGGCAGAGUUGUUUUAUUGGAUGUAGCUAGAGGAAUUGCAAUACGCAUGUGGAAAGGGUACCGAGGUGCACAAAUUGGAUGGAUUCAAAUUGUAGAGGACCUCCAUGAAAGAGUACCAGAAAAGGCAGAUUUUUCCCCUUUUGGAAAUACUCAGGGCCCAAGUCGAGUAGCUCAGUUCCUUGUGAUCUAUGCGCCAAGAAGGGGAAUAUUAGAAGUGUGGAGCACACAGCAGGGACCUAGAGUAGGAGCUUUCAAUGUGGGGAAGCACUGCAGGCUAUUGUAUCCCGGGUAUAAAAUAAUGGGCUUAAAUAACGUUACCAGUCAGAGUUGGCAGCCACAGACUUACCAGAUCUGUCUUGUUGAUCCCGUGUCUGGAAGUGUGAAAACAGUAAAUGUUCCUUUCCACCUAGCACUGAGUGACAAGAAGAGUGAACGAGCGAAGGACAUGCACUUAGUGAAGAAACUGGCAGCCUUACUGAAAACAAAAUCUCCCAAUCUUGAUUUGGUUGAAACAGAAAUAAAGGAAUUAAUUCUUGAUAUUAAAUACCCUGCAACCAAAAAACAAGCUUUGGAAAGCAUUUUGGCAAGUAAACGUUUACCAUUUUCCUGUCUUAGAAACAUCACUCAGACUUUAAUGGACACUUUGAAAAAUCAAGAGCUUGAGUCUGUUGAUGAAGGAUUGCUACAGUUUUCUGCCAAUAAACUGAGAUUGCUGCAUCUUUAUGAGUCUGUCAGUCAAUUAAAUUCCGUUGAUUUUCAUUCAGACACACCAUUCUCUGAUGAUGACUUGGCUGUGUUACUAAGGCUUGAUGAAAACGAACUGCUUAAGCUCCAAGCGUUAUUAGAGAAAUAUAAACAGGAGAACUUCAGGACUAAUGUUCGGUUUUCUGAUGAUAAAGAUGGUGUGCUGCCUAUAAAAACAUUCCUAGAAUAUUUAGAAUAUGAGAAAGAUGUGCUCAACAUAAGGAAGAUAAGUGAAGAGGAAUAUGUGGCUUUAGGCAGUUUCUUUUUUUGGAAGUGUUUGCAUGGAGAAAGCUCCACUGAGAAUAUGUGUCACACUUUGGAGUCUGCUGGACUUAGCCCUCAGCUGUUGUUGUCUCUGCUCCUGAGUGUUUGGCUUUCUAAGGAAAAAGAUAUUUUGGAUAAACCGCAGUCUGUCUGCUGUCUUCAUACAAUGCUGUCCCUCCUGAGCAAGAUGAAAGUGGCUAUCGAUGAGACCUGGGAUUCCCAAUCCGUGUCCCCUUGGUGGCAGCAGAUGCGCACGGCCUGUAUUCAGUCUGAGAACAACGGAGCUGCCCUAUUGUCUGCACAUGUUGGGCAUUCUGUUGCUGCACAGAUAUCGAACAACAUGACGGAGAAAAAAUUUUCCCAAACAGUUUUAGGCGCUGAUUCAGAGGCCCUCACUGAUUCCUGGGAGGCCCUUUCUCUUGACACUGAAUACUGGAAACUCCUGCUGAAACAACUGGAGGAUUGUCUCAUACUUCAGACUCUGCUUCACAGCAAAGGAAAUACUCCAACCUCCAGAGUGUCAUCACUACAGGCUGAGCCACUUCCAAGGCUUUCUGUUAAAAAAUUACUAGAAGGAGGAAAAGGUGGCAUUGCAGACAGUGUAGCCAAGUGGAUAUUUAAACAAGACUUCAGCCCUGAAAUAUUAAGACUGGCUAAUAAACAAAGAGAUGUUGAAAACCCAGAUGAACCCCAAGAAGGUAUUCACAGAGGUUUCCUUGAGGUAUCAGAGGUGGAGAUGGACUUGGGAGCCAUACCAGACUUGCUGCAUUUAGCCUAUGAGCAGUUCCCUUGUAGCCUUGAGCUAGACGUGCUGCAUGCACAUUGCUGCUGGGAGUAUGUUGUUCAAUGGAAUAAAGAUCCAGAGGAAGCACGUUUUUUUGUUAGGUCAAUAGAACAUUUGAAGCAUAUUCUUAAUGCACAUAUUCAGAAUGGCAUUGCGUUGAUGAUGUGGAAUACGUUCUUAGUUAAACGUUUUUCUGCUGCUACCUACUUAAUGGAUAAGGUUGGAAAAGCACCAAAGGAUAGGUUAUGCCGAAGGGAUGUGGGAAUGAGUGACACAGCAGUGACAUCUUUCCUUGGCUCCUGCUUGGAUCUUCUUCAGACUUUAAUGGAGGCAGAUGUUAGCAGGGAUGAAAUGCAGGUCCCUGUCCUGGAUACUGAGGAUGCCUGGCUCUCGGUGGAAGGACCAAUCUCAAUAGUGGAACUGGCCCUUGAACAGAAGCACAUCCACUACCCGCUGGUGGAGCACCACUCCAUCCUGUGCUCCAUCUUGUACGCAGUCAUGAGGUUUUCCCUGAAGUCUGUGAAGCCACUUUCGCUUUUUGACAGUAAGGGAAAAAAUGCAUUCUUCAAAGACCUAACUUCAAUUCAGUUAUUACCUAGUGGGGAAAUGGAUCCAAAUUUUAUUUCUGCACGACAACAGUUCUUACUGAAAGUUGUCAGUGCAGCUGUCCAGGCCCAACAUUCAGUCAGAAAGGACAAGGAUCCCUCAGAAGAGGCAACAGCCACUCUUUUCGGGAAAGACCAAGACUGGCCAGUUCUAGCUGUGGAUUUAGCCCAUCACCUUCAAGUGAGCGAGGACGUUGUCAAACGGCAUUAUGUUGGGGAACUCUACAACUAUGGAGUUGACCACUUGGCAGAAGAGGCCAUUCUACAGGUUCACGACAAAGAGGUCCUUGCCUCUCAGCUGCUCGUGCUGACGGGGCAGAGGCUGGCGCACGCGCUGCUCCACACGCAGACCAAAGAGGGAAUGGAGUUGCUUGCCAGACUCUCGCCCACGCUGUGCACCUGGCUGAAAGCAAUGGAUCCCCAGGAUCUGCAAAACACUGAAGUGCCAAUUGCAACAACAGCAAAACUAGUAAAUAAAGUAAUUGAGCUUUUACCAGAAAAACAUGGGCAGUACAGUCUAGCCUUACACCUCAUUGAAGCUGUGGAAGCCAUCUCCAUUCCUUCCUCAUGACACUCACCCACUGACCGUCGUCUACAGCUGUGUGAUUACAACACGAAUUAGUGCAUGGUUAUUUUACAUAGUAAGAUCUGGAAUUUUUGGAGAGUAUGUCUUUUUUUCUUUUGUAAAAAAAAAUUAAAAUAUAUAUAACUUUUAGAAAGUACAAUCCUGGCUAAACUUCACUUCUUUGGUUAAUACUGAAGAUAAAAUAUGAACAAAUCAAUUACACUACAAUUAAUACAGAUGUUUUACUGUUUAUUUCUAAUUCAGACACUGAAGUAGCUUUACUGUUAAAACUUUGCUAUUUAAAAUUGGUUAUAAUUUACAGAUUACGUUCUUAUAGGAUUCUAUAUUUCACAUCUAAAAUGUUAUUGUUGUAAUUAAAUUUAAAUGUGUUCAUGUACAGUCCUCAUCAGUGGAGUUAGAGAUACAUCCCACUGUUUUAAUAAAUGUUAUGAAAAUGCUUUUGUUUAUCAUGCUUGAAACCCCAUACUGGGCUGCCACCCGGGAGUUCUGGAUGCUGGAAGGUUCCUUUCCCAGAGGUUCUGCUGUUGCCAUCAGAGGAGGAUGGCCUUGUUUGAGGAGGAAGAAUGGGUUCAGGAUCAUCCUGUUUAUCAGAAGGGACACUACAUAGAACCCUUAACCUGUUGUACUUGCCAAAAUUGAGAAUCUGAGAUGCAAACGAUGCAGCAAAUUAAUUAUCAUGUAAGUUAAGAUUUGCUUCUUGCCAAGUUGCAAAGUUGUAUCCAUAUCAGGUAAUUGUAAAAAUGUAUUAUCUUGUAAAACUUAUGUAAAAAAAAAAGGCAGAGAUACUAAAAAUUUUUAAGUCCAACUUUAUUUUUCCUACAAGUGUUUAGAAAUGUCUACUUCUGGGAUUUGGUAAUGUUUUCUGUCCUUUGGAACAGUACAGAAAAAAAUGCUUAGUGGUAUUAAAGCUUUAGCAAACCUACCUCACAGCUGGGUUGAGAGGAUAAAAUACAACUAAUUUUGUACCCUAUUGUGCCUAGAACAGUCCAAGUGCUAAAUAAAUAUUUACUGAUUAAAACCAAACUGUAGCCACUUGGGAGGCUGAGGUGGGAGGAUUGCUUGAGCCCAGGAGUUCAAGACCAACCUUGGCAAUAUAGUGAGACCCUCAUCUCCCACAACAAAAACAAAACCCCCUAACACUCUAUUAAAAAAGUGCUUUAAGCUCUACAAAUACCAAGUACUUAUUACAGUCUAUCUUUAGAAUGUAGCCAGACAGGGCAAUUACUAGUAUCUGUCAUGGAUCACCAUUGUUAUGAUUCAUAGUAGAGUAACUCACUGUGAUACAGAGGUAUGUUUCUUCACUUCCUUGUAAAAAGCCAACUCUAGCAAUUGUACAGGGUGGAGGAGUAUAGGUCCUUUAGGGACAUACUCCUGAUGUUUGAGUUAAGAGAUCACAUCCAAAUAAGAAUUUAACUGGCUAAAACUUAGUAACUGUUUAAGUAACUGUCAAAUUUAAAAUCAUGCAAGAUAAAUGUUUAAGAUGUCUUGAGUAUUUUAUUUGGGGUAAGGGCCUGUGAGUCUGAUCGAGGCACGUAUUUUGUAGCGUGGCAGCAAUGCAAAGGGCCUUAAGCUAGUCCAGCCUCCCAGCCUCUGCUUGGUUUCCACUGCCCCAGCGGGACACAUUCUAGAAUUCUUGUACACAUGUCUAGCUUUAUAGAAGUAGUCACUUGUUAUUUAUGUUGUAAGAGAUUAGUUCUUCCUGUGGUUUUUCUAAAUACUUUGAAAGUAGUAUGAAUUUAAGGAGGCUGGUCCAAGAAACUUAGAAUUAUAGGCAUUUUUAAAGAUUAAAUCCUCAAUUCCAUUAUCCCUUUAGGGGGAUACUUAAGCAUUUUAGAUAAUAAAACUGGUUAAACUUACUCUGGUAGGACACAUAAAUCUGGGAGUUGCUGAGAAUAAUAAGCUGAAAUAUGACUCCCAGAACCAUAACACAAAUCAUUGAGUCUCUAGUUAUAUUUGUUAUCUUAAAAUUUAACAUUCACAGAAUUUUAAGAAGUUGAAUUCGGAGUUGUAUGGCUAAGAAAAUCAGUUAAAUACUACUUCGUCAAGGACUUGUAAAAUAAAUAUGAUAGGAAGAAAGAAAAAUAAACACGUAUGUAUACAUUCCAUAACAAUGAAGAGCCACAAAUAAAGGAGUUAGAUUUGAUGUAGAAUGGGUGGUUUCUGAAACAAAGGCAUGUGGCACUUACUGCAGUUAUUGAUGGGAAGCCAAUAAUCAGUAGUGUUUUCCUAGACAUAUUCCCCACCAUCCCCACACAUCUUUCUUCAUUAAUGUUAAAUACAUUUUUAUCUUGUUAAAUUAAUUCUAUUGUAUAAUGCUGAAAAAAAACAAAAGUAUUAAAAUAAUCAUGACUUCUACAUUACAGGUUGUGUUUAGAUGUAGAACUAGAGGGGCUAGGAUAAAUGUAGAUAAAGAGGUAUAUAGAACCAAGCUUCUAAACGCUUCAUACUUUUGCAAAAAGAACAAAAAGUUUCACCUUAGUUAUAAAAAUUCAUCUAUGGUCAAAGUAAACACUGUUACAUUUAAAUUGCUUUUUUAAAACAUGGUUAAUUGCAAUCUAAAAUCACAAAAAACAGAUUUAAUAAUAUUAGGCUUACAUUAAAUAUAACAUUCACUUAGAGGAGGAGUUGUGGUCCAUUUCAUUUAUAAGAGACAAAUAUUUUUACUGUCCACUUUAGCAACAGGAAAAGCCAUCUCUCACCCUGAUAGAGGUGGGUUUGCUGGGCUUCUGAAAGUUAGAUUUCUGCUGAAAAGAUUUGGCCAUCCUUAAAAGAGUUCAAUCCAAUGCUGAAUUGUUUAUAAAAUGAAUAUUAUUUAUCUGUUGUAUUGUAAGUAGUGAAAUUCUGUAUAUACUGCUAUUUUCUGUGUCUGUUCAUUGUUGUGAACUUAUAUAUAUUAGUGAAAUAAAUUUUCAGCUUUCAUGUU